Messenger RNA from Drosophila hydei, 7402 nucleotides. It is a transcript of the gene Lrrk, whose product is annotated as leucine-rich repeat serine/threonine-protein kinase 1. The coding region runs from base 95 to 7393 and encodes 2432 amino acids. Gene Ontology annotation, molecular function: protein binding; ATP binding; protein kinase activity. Gene Ontology annotation, biological process: protein phosphorylation. Lineage: Eukaryota; Metazoa; Arthropoda; Insecta; Diptera; Drosophilidae. The record is from RefSeq and is a predicted model, not a curated record. The transcript is spliced from 12 exons.
AAAAUUUGUCAUUAAAUACUUUAAGUAACUUGCAAGGCGCUGUGCAACAUAAACGUGUUGAAAGUAACGCGCAAAGUCUUUAUAUGCCAAGGCUAUGAAACAUAAUGAUGACUCGGAUGAGGAUGCGCGCGAGGAGGUGCGUCAGAUAAAGCAUGGCGAGUUGCGUGCGGCGGUCACCGCUGGAGAUGAACGCACAGUGCGCGUCCUACUCGAGGCCCUGGGGAGAGAGCGACAAAUAAUUGUGAAUGUGGCACCAGCCGGUGCCAACACUCUGCUCUUUAUCGCCAGUCAAUCAGGCUUUGAGAGCAUCACGCAGCGUUUGAUUGAUGCUGGUGCGGAUGGACGGUCCCAUGCGGUGACCAAGUAUUCGCCUCUUUAUGCAGCGGUGCACAACGGUCAUUAUGGCAUUGCAAAGCUCAUGCUGGAACGCUUUCCAGAGCUGAUACAAGAGGCGACUGUGGAGCGCUGGCUACCUUUGCAUGCGGCUUGCAUCAAUGGGCAUAUCAAUAUGUUGGAGUUGAUAAUUAACUUUCCAUAUCCCGACUACCUCUAUCAAACAUAUCGUGACGAAGAGGGCCAAUGGGAGUGGCGCCUGCCUUUCGAUGCUAACGCUCAAGAUGUGACUGGGCAAACCAGUCUCUAUAUAGCCAGCUUACUGGGCAACAAGCAACUGCUAAGCGUGCUGCUCAGGUGGCAACUGCGUUGCCGGCGUACCUUGAGCGACGAUCCGGGUAGCUCGGCGGCGGGUCAGAGUACGCCUAUAACGCCGACGCGCAAGCGUAUUUCUUUUGGAAUACAGGCUAUCAUGUCGAAGCUACAUAUAUCUGGCGAGGGGGACACGAUCGAGGCGCAACCGACGCAGGAUCAGGAGUCGCAGCGUUGUCCCCUCCAUAUCAAUUUGCUGUGUGGUGCGGCACGUGAAACAGCGCUCUUAGCUGCAGUUCGCGGAGGGCACUUAGAUGUGGCGCAAGCGUUGCUGCAACAUGGUGCCAAUCCAAAUAUUGUGGCGAAGCCUGUAGAGGAUCACAACGAUCCAAAGUGCAGCGAAGAGAUCUAUGGCUUAAGCAAUAUGCCCAUUACCGAGGCAUGUAAGCAGCGCUCUCUGGCCAUGCUGGAUCUGCUUCUAAAGUUUGGUGCACGCGAUGAUAAUGGCACGGCUAUAAGUGUGGCCAUUGCCAGCGAGGAUGAGGCACUGCUGAGUCGCUUGUUGGCUCGUCGCGUGCAUCCUGACUCGGACUAUAAGAUUAAUAAAAAGGGACUGCCCACGCCAGUUGAAGUAAAUGUAUUUCAGCCCUCCGCCAGCAAUAUUUCAUAUAGCGCCAUGUUCCCUAACGUUCCGACGAUCAUAGACUGGCAUAGCCUGAACAUGAAUGUGCAACUGCCCUUUGUGCGAAUUGGUUGGCUGGUAAGUGGGGUGCUUCAACUGAAUCCCAAACUUAGUUCGCAUCCCAGGCUCGAUGAUGUGGCGCUUACAGCAAUCACUCGAAUUGAUUUCUCGCACAACAUCUUAACCAGUAUUCCGCCGGAGCUCUUUAAUCUAGUUAGUCUUAAGUAUCUGAACAUUGCGCAGAACAAGAUCACGGAGUUGCCGGCACCUCUAGGAAAGUCGUACAACUGCCCUGUGUUGGAUGAGCUCUUUCUGCAGGAUAAUCAACUUACAUGCUUGCCGGCCGCAAUAUUUCAGCUCCCCGCUUUGACCAUUUUGGAUAUUUCCAACAAUAAGUUGCAGCAACUGCCCUUCGACUUGUGGCGUGCGCCCAAACUGCGUGAGCUAAACGUAGCCUUCAAUUUACUUCGUGAGCUACCCGUGCCGCCCAUGCAGACGAGUGGAUCUCUGCUGAGCUUAGAUAAGCUACAGCUGCUGCAAUCGUGUGAUGAGUCGUCCUCCAGUAAGCCGCAUACGUUGCUGCUGCAGACAGUCACGCAUCGUAAUCUCUGGUCGACUGCGCUAGACAUUACAGACAACGACUUGAAGUGGCAGCAGGAACAGGAGCAAGAGCAAGAGCAAGCACAAGCUUUUGCUGAUGGAAAAGCUCCUCAUGGUACUUCCCAGUUGAGCAGUCUAAACAUUGCUAACAAUUUGUUUACCAGCAUUCCCGCUGCGUUGCCUUGUUUGGCAGUUAAUCUGACACGGCUGAACAUGUCCUAUAACAGCCUUCGGUCCAUGGGUCAUGUGACUAGCUAUCCCGCCACAUUGAAACAGCUCGAUUUGAGUCACAAUGAAAUCUCGUGCUGGCCUAGCUUGCCACGCAUUACGGAAUCCGAUCCGAAUCUGUUAUGCUACAGUCAUGUCCAGCUGCCAGAGGGCUUCGAUGAACCCAUCUAUAAGGCAUCUAAAGGCAGCAGCUGUUCCUUUCGUGCUUCUGUACUAAAAAGCGUCUGCAGGCACAGACGUCAUUUACGUUUAGAGGCCUUGCGAACUCUUAUUUUGGCCGAUAAUCUACUGACGCGCAUCCAACUAUCCACAGAUGAUGCCACAACGUUGUUCAAUGAAAGCGAGGACGCCGAUUGGAGUGUGGUCGGUGUCAAUAAGUCAAAAGUUAUAUUUCCCAACCUAUCCAUGUUGGACAUGACCAAUAACUGCCUGAAAGAAAUACCUGCAUCUCUACAUGAGCUGAGUAGUCUUUCCGUCUUAAAUAUAAGUGGAAAUGUCCAGAUUACCGACUUGCCCCCACAUCUGGGCUUACUCUCCCGACUGUGGAAUUUGAAUACACGCGGCUGCCUGCUUCAGGAGCCGCUACGUUCCAUGAUUGAAAGCAAAAAACACAAGACGAUGGAUAUUGUUGGGUAUUUGAAAUCCAUCUAUGAGGAUGCUCAGCCGUAUGCACGUAUGAAGCUCAUGGUGGUGGGAUCCUGUGGCAUUGGAAAAACAACGCUUCUAGACCUGCUGCGCCAGGGCAUGGGUAAUAGCUCUAGUGGCUCAAGCGCACAUCGUUCGCGCGCCAACGAGAAUCAUUGGGCCAAACGUAUGGGUCAUUCGCGUAGCACCUCGCGAUCUCAGCGCCCAGCAAACAUCUCCACGGUGGGCGUGGAUAUUGGCACAUGGAUAUGUGAGAAGCGAAAGCGCGCAACUGGCUGUCAAGCGAUUGUCUUUCGCACUUGGGAUUUUGGUGGUCAGAAGGAAUACUAUGCGACGCAUCAAUACUUCUUGUCCAAACGUAGUCUGUACUUGGUGCUUUGGCGCAUCAGCGAUGGACACAAGGGCUUAGCAGAGCUGCUUCAAUGGCUGGGGAAUAUUCAGGCUCGUGCUCCAAACUCACCAGUGCUCAUCGUGGGCACGCAUUUUGAUACGGUAGGGGAAUCGAUUUCUGCACAGCAGGCCGAGCAACUGCAGCAAUUGAUCCGUGAGAAGUUUAUAGCUAUACCAGAUGCGGAAAAGAUUGGGCUGCCACGCGUUAUUGACUCCAUUGAAAUUAGCUGUCGCACUCUACACAACAUCCACUUGCUGGCAAACAUCAUCUAUGACACCGCCAUGCAAUUGCGGUCGCCAGGCUCCAAGGAACCGAUGUUGCUGCAGAAGAUACCCGCCAGCUAUAUUGCUUUAGAGGAUAUUGUCAGUGUGAUUGCUUGUAGUCUACGUGCUGUUGGUCGAGAUCCCGUACUGGAUGCAGAGCAGUACCGAUGUCUGGUCACAGAGAAAAUGCGUCUGCAUAACUACAAGAGUUUUCGUGAUGCUGCUGAGUUACAGCAGGCGACAACAUGGUGCCAUGACAAUGGCAUUCUUUUGCAUUAUGAUGAUGCGACACUCAGAGAUUACUAUUUCCUCGAUCCACAAUGGCUCUGCGAUAUGCUGGCCCACGUGGUUACCGUGCGCGAGAUAAAUCCAUUUGCGCCAACAGGCGUCAUGAAGCUGGACGAUCUACAACUCGUCUUUCGCAGUGUGCACGCGCAGAGCAAUGGUAAUCGAAGCUAUAUAGUCAGUUUACUGAAUAAGUUUGAGGUGGCUCUUACUUGGGAUUCGCGAACGCUGUUGAUUCCGUCAUUGCUGCCGGUACAGGAGUCAGCUGUGUAUAACGAAGGUACAACGAUUAAAUUGCUUCAGCGUGUGCGUGGUCGAAAUGUUGGUUGUUCCGUCUCGCAGGAGCUGAAUCUCAAUAAACUCAUCUAUGAGCAGCACUCGUCGCAUACCCCGACUACUUCUGCCUCCACGGCUAGUCAGGGCUUGCGUCGUAUGUUGCUCAUGACUUACUUUCCUUCUGGCUUUUGGUCACGUUUAAUUACUCGCGUUUUGGCCGACGAGCAAAUUAUUGAAGCCAUUCGAAGUGUCUAUGUUGCCUCACAGGAUAAAUAUCUGGACUUUGAUUUGCGUGGGUCGCUGGAGCAGGAUACACAGUGGAAUUUAUGGCAAACGGGUCUAGCUUUAUAUUAUGGACCGAUUCUAAUCUUUCGUAUUUGGGAGGUACCCUUCCAAAACAACGACCGAACGCAUCCUUUUCGCACGACUAGCAAUCGCUUUAAGCUCAAGUUGGAUGGUAUCUGGAGCGAUGUGAAUCUAAGUUCCUCAAGCAUUUUGGAAGUUUUUUUUCCACUGCUUAACGUGAGCAUUUCCCAAGAACUUGAAGCAGGCGAGCGACAACUACUAGCAGAGCUGCAGCCGCACAUGUCGCAAGUGGCCAAGCUGCUGGCCUUGGUUGUGGAUCAUAUUGAUCUGCUGUUAGAGGAUUGGUACCCAGCGCUAGGUACGCGCUUUGUACAUACUUCUGAGGGACGUUUUUUGAUAACUCGACUUGUGCUCUGCCCACGUUGUUUGCGCAAGCUGCAGCUGCAGAAUGGUACAGAACCUGUAGAACGGGAGCCCAGUAUGCCAAAUGGCAGCAGACCUAGUCGUAGCGGCAAACGGGGCACAUACUUUCUGCAUGGCGUCGGCGAUACUAAUGACGAUGGAGCCCUGAAUGUGUUCUCUGCUUAUCUUAAUGCAACUGCAAGUCGGGAGAGACGUUCGGCUGACUCACUGGGAGCUGGUUCGGAUGCGGACUCGGGUGUAGGACCAGACUCGGCUUUCUCUUCACGUAACACCUCUAUAGACGGGCAUCCUGCCUAUGCUUCGCAUCAUCUGCCAGAUAACUCGAAUGUCUGCUAUGCCUGGAUGGUUGAGGAGUGCAUUUUAUCAGUUUAUAAUCAAAUCAAACUUAGCUGCCCGGUUCAUCUGGAACAGUCAAUGGCACAACUGGCGCCGGAUGUCAUAUUUGCAGAUAUACCCGACAAGCACACAAUUGCCACGGAGUGCAUCAUUAAGGGUUCGCUGCUGGGGCGUGGUGCCUUUGGCUUUGUGUUUAAGGCCAGCUGCAAGCUACGUGGCGCUCGGGUUUUCCGAUCGGUAGCCAUGAAAAUGCUUCAGCCAGUGCAGCCCGGUGCGCGAGCCAAGGAGAGUGCAUUGAUGGCGUACAAAGUCGCACUGGGCAAAUGGGAUCGAGAUCCGCUGCAGCACUCCUGCAAGGCCUACUGCACAGCCAGGCAGGAGUUGGCCGUGCUACUUACUUUGAAGCAUCCGAAUAUUGUGCCGCUGGUUGGAAUUUGCAUUAAACCCUUGGCUUUAGUACUGGAGCUAGCGCCAUUAGGUGGCCUUGAUGCUCUGCUGCGCCAAUAUAGACGAAGUGGCGCACACAUGGGUCCACAUACGUUCCAAAUGUUAGUGCUGCAGGCUGCACGCGCCAUCGAGUAUUUGCAUCGCAGGCGGAUCAUAUAUCGGGAUCUCAAAUCUGAAAAUGUGCUCGUCUGGGAGCUGCCACAACCUCACAGCGAAGAUAGUCCCCGCAACCAGGUGCACAUCAAGAUUGCGGAUUACGGAAUAAGUCGUCAGACAGCAGCUGGUCUUAGUGCCAAAGGCUUUGGCGGCACGGAGGGAUUUAUGGCCCCUGAGAUUAUUCGAUUUAACGGCGAGGAGGAAUAUACCGAAAAGGUGGACUGCUUUUCCUUUGGAAUGUUCAUCUAUGAGAACAUUAGCCUUCGUCAGCCUUUUGAGGGCCAUGAGUCCAUUAAGGAAUGCAUACUGGAGGGCAGUCGACCGGCUCUGACACAACGUGAGACACAGUUUCCCACUUGUUGCCUAGAUCUAAUGGUACUUUGCUGGCACGAACAGCCGCGACGACGGCCAUCAGCUAGUCAGAUAGUCUCAAUACUUAGUGCGCCAGAAUGCAUUCAUUUGCUAGACGUGGUAGCUUUGCCGCACAGCGAUAAAAUUGUUUGCGGCGUAUUUCAAUUAGUGUUGGCUGGUAUUGAGGAAGAGCGCUCCGGCCUCGAGCUGUGGCUGCCAGCUUUUGGUUCACACAUUGAUAUACUAGACGUUUCGCCAACUGGCUGUCUGUUGCAGUGCAGCAGCAUAUGCUGUGCUCCACAACCACAAAUGGGGACGCCCAAAACGCCCGAGAAUACCGCAACCACACGUGCACGCUCCGCACAGCGUAUGCCAAAAGUGAAUAUGCUGUGCUGCUGCCUGGUGGGUGAAGCUAUCUGGAUGGGCGAUGUUUCGGGCAAUUUGCAUGCCUAUAGCACAUCGAGCUAUGGACAUUUAUUCUCCUACAUGCUUGAUCCUGCCAUCAAGUCAGCUGUGAUAAGUUUAGUGUAUAUGGAGGGUAUUGCGCGCGUUGCAGUGGGCUUGCAAAAUGGUCGCGUCUUCCUGGUGGAUUCCUGCCUUAUGCCCACUAAUUGUGCCUUUGCCGAGGGCUCAUUUGUACUGACUGAGAUUUGUUCCGGAUUUGUGUUGCACGCCGCCUGUUCUGUGCUCAUUGAAGGCGUUUAUGAGCUCUGGUGCGGUGAGUUGGCUGGCAAAAUCAACGUAUUUCCAGUCAACGAAUCUGGUGUGUGUGGUCAUCAGGCCUUGUGUCACAGCGAUGAGCCAAAUCUCAUUGAGGACGUUAAAGUGACGCGCCUUUGCAGCAAUGAUAGCCACGUCUUUAGCUGUUUGUAUCCUGGUUGCAUGGUGUAUCAGUGGAGUACCGUCUCAAAGCGUAUUGAAAAUAAAUUGGACUGCUCUAAACUACUGCCCUGCUCCGAAUCUCUACAGAGCAUUGCCAUUGAUGAACACGUAAAUCUUAUCAAAUGUCAAAUCUCAGCGCUGGCGGCACACAACACUGAGCUGUAUAUAGGCACCACGUGGGGUUGUCUCAUUGUGGCCGAGUUGCAUACGUUGCGUCCCAUUAGCGUAUUUCGUCCGUAUGAGAAUGAGAUCAAAGCUAUCAUAACCAUGCCGAAUGCCGGCGUGCCACUAAUAGCUACGCUCGGACGGCGCUAUCGUUCGCUGAUCUCUCGUUAUGUGGACAUGGGCGAGUCCACGUCUAAUAAUUCUAGUUCAGUUGCAAGCACGCCAACGCAUGGUGGUGCCAAACCCAUGCCGUCAGCAGAUGUGGAUAACCACAUACAUUGCCUGCUGUGGCGAGCCAAGAACUGGACCUAAUUCCGAUCU